Prionailurus viverrinus (fishing cat) is the source of this 4162-nucleotide messenger RNA. RefSeq names its product polypeptide N-acetylgalactosaminyltransferase 2 (gene GALNT2). The coding region runs from base 136 to 1851 and encodes 571 amino acids. NCBI's taxonomy places the organism in Eukaryota, Metazoa, Chordata, Mammalia, Carnivora, Felidae. The transcript has 16 exons. Gene Ontology annotation, cellular component: Golgi apparatus. The record is from RefSeq and is a predicted model, not a curated record.
GCCCGCGCCGGAGGAGGAGCCGCCGCCGCGCCCUUCCCCUUCCUCCGCUCCUCCCCCGGCCCGCUCCCCGCCCGCGCCGGCCCCAGGCAGCACUCGCGAGCAGCGGCGGCCGCGGCCGGCGGCCGAGAGGGGAGAAUGCGGCGGCGCUCGCGGAUGCUGCUCUGCUUCGCCUUCCUGUGGGUGCUGGGCAUCGCCUACUACAUGUACUCGGGGGGCGGCUCCGCGCUGGCCGCGGGCGCGGGCGGCGGCGCCGGCAGGAAGGAGGACUGGAAUGAAAUUGACCCAAUUAAAAAGAAAGACCUACAUCACAGCAACGGGGAUGAGAAAGCACAAAGCAUGGAGACCCUCCCUCCAGGAAAAGUGCGGUGGCGGGACUUCAACCAGGAAGCCUACGUCGGAGGGACAAUGGUCCGCUCCGGGCAGGACCCCUACGCCCGCAACAAAUUCAACCAAGUGGAAAGUGAUAAGCUGCGGAUGGACAGAGCCAUCCCGGACACCAGACAUGACCAAUGUCAGCGGAAGCAGUGGAGGGUGGACCUGCCAGCCACCAGCGUGGUGAUCACGUUCCACAACGAAGCCAGGUCGGCCUUGCUGAGGACAGUGGUCAGCGUGCUUAAGAAAAGCCCACCCCACCUCAUAAAAGAGAUCAUCUUGGUGGAUGACUACAGCAAUGACCCUGAGGACGGGGCUCUCUUGGGGAAAAUUGAGAAGGUGCGGGUUCUCAGAAAUGAUCGGCGAGAAGGCCUGAUGCGCUCACGGGUCCGGGGGGCCGAUGCGGCCCAGGCCAAGGUCCUGACGUUCCUGGACAGCCACUGUGAAUGCAACGAGCACUGGCUGGAGCCCCUCCUGGAGAGGGUGGCUGAGGACAGGACUCGGGUCGUGUCCCCCAUCAUCGACGUCAUCAAUAUGGACAACUUUCAGUACGUGGGGGCAUCCGCUGACCUGAAAGGCGGUUUUGACUGGAACUUGGUAUUCAAAUGGGAUUACAUGACGCCCGAGCAGAGAAGAUCCCGCCAGGGGAACCCGGUCGCCCCCAUAAAAACCCCUAUGAUUGCUGGAGGGCUGUUCGUGAUGGACAAGCUCUAUUUUGAAGAGCUGGGGAAGUACGACAUGAUGAUGGACGUGUGGGGAGGAGAGAACCUGGAGAUCUCGUUCCGCGUGUGGCAGUGCGGCGGCAGCCUGGAGAUCGUCCCCUGCAGCCGCGUGGGACACGUGUUCCGGAAGCAGCACCCCUACACCUUCCCGGGUGGCAGCGGCACCGUCUUCGCCCGUAACACCCGCCGGGCAGCAGAGGUCUGGAUGGACGAAUACAAAAACUUCUAUUACGCAGCAGUGCCUUCUGCCAGAAACGUCCCUUAUGGAAAUAUUCAGAGCCGACUGGAGCUUAGGAAGAAGCUUAGCUGCAAGCCUUUCAAAUGGUACCUCGAAAACGUCUACCCAGAGUUAAGGGUUCCCGACCACCAGGAUAUAGCUUUUGGGGCCUUGCAGCAGGGAACCAACUGCCUGGACACUUUGGGACAUUUUGCUGACGGUGUCGUCGGAGUUUACGAGUGCCACAAUGCAGGGGGGAACCAGGAGUGGGCCCUGACGAAGGAGAAGUCGGUGAAACACAUGGACUUGUGCCUGACGGUGGUGGACCGGACGCCGGGCUCGGUCAUAAAGCUGCAGGGCUGCCGGGAAAACGACAGCAGACAGAAGUGGGAACAGAUCGAGGGCAACUCCAAGCUGCGGCACGUGGGCAGCAACCUGUGCCUGGACAGCCGCACGGCCAAGAACGGGGGCCUGAGCGUGGAGGUGUGCAGCCCGGCCCUGUCCCAGCAGUGGAAGUUCACGCUCAACCUGCAGCAGUAGGAGAGCCGGGGAGGCCGCGCCGGCCUGUCUCCUACACCGUCGGGCUGAGUUUGGUGAUCACGUUAUUGAUUAUGUUUCUUGAACUUUCCGCGAAACUAUAUACCUCAGUAUUCCAUCACGGUCUGAAAGUCGGAGAACUUCUGCGAGGCGCGGGGCCUGGGCGGACACGGAAGAGGCCAGGAGAGAGCAACGGCUCUCCUCCCCUCACAGGAGACAGCCGGGCCCCCUUUCCGAGGCCACGGCCCCCCCGGUGCCCCCCCCACCCCCCGGUUUCGGCCGGGGAAGCCCCGGAUGACCCCCCCAGGGACGGCGGAGAAGCGGCCCGAACGCGUACGAGUUGGGGGCAGGGAGGGUGGAAGGGGUGUCGUUGCUACGUCACCACGAGGAGAACUCUCUCGAAAUCUCCAUGUUUGAUCCCAUUGAAAUCAUGUCGGGUUUCCACAGCAGCGAACCACGUCGCUUUGCAGGUUUACGUCGUAGUCCCCUGUCCCCACUCCUCUAUUCCCAGCUGUCUUCCCAGCACAGACCCCCCCUCUUCCACAUGAUGUACUUGCUGUAUCUGAGUAUGAACUUUUCUACAGUGGGACACUAAAUAUAAGUAUAUAGAACGAACGUACGGUCAGUUCCCUAUGGUUUCUGUAGGUUGUUCUCAUCUUGUAAAUUCUCCACAGAGCAGUUCACAGCCGGAAGGAAGAGGGACGGGGCUCUCCCGGAGGGAGGAGGUGGUCUCCUUUGCCCCCUGGAGCAUCCUCGUGAGCAGGUGCUAUGGGGGCCGCUGGGGGGGGUGCUGGGGGGGGGGGGCUGCCCUACACAGGGCGCCUCUGUUGGCUUCAGCCCGGAAGUCACCGCCAAAUGUUGGGAUCCACAUUCUGUGCCCUCGGUAUCUGUAAACGUGGAUGGGUUACUUAUUUUAGCAGACGUUGCUUUGGGUCUUUUUAAAUUCCAAUUUCUUUUCUCUUAGGGAAAAAAAAACAAAAACAGAAACAGAAAAAAAAAACAAAACAAAAAAAACACCCCUUCCCACGGCCCUCAGUAGGUGAUGGCAGGAAGCUGUCAGGGACCAGCACCGGACUCAUCUGGAGAGUCUGGGCGAGCUGGCAAGGCUGGCCACGGUCCCUGGGCUCUGGAAUCUGGCCUGCCCACACUGUCCCUCCCGGGCCCAGGUGACUGCUGUCGGUCAUGGGUGUUGGGUCGACCGUUAGGAAAGGUACAAACCGAAAGACGCCUGAUCCGUUGACACGGAGGGCAUGGAACACGAGGCUUGUGCUUUAGGAAGCAGCUGUCGGUAUAAACCACGAGACCGGAACUAAAGCUACUACAGGAAGAGGCACCCGGCAAUGUCCCCGCAGAGUCCUGCUUGCCUUUGCGGCGGCCCCGCACGCAGGGACAGAGUGGCUCCUUGGUCAUUCUCGCGGCCACUGCCUCCCUCUCCCCUCUCCUGCCCGCUGCCCACACCCGGGCCCGGUCUCAAAGAGGCCGGCCACCCACAAGCUGCGGCACCGUGGGGCGCGCAUCAGAAAUUCACCUCCUCGGGCCCCUUUGGGCAGAGACUGGGAGGUCACGGAGUGAGAAGCGUCCCCAGAAGAUUCCGCUGGGUUGACGCUCUGCAAAGUGCCACUCUCUUCCCUGCCUGUUCCUCUAGGAAAGGGGAUCUUCCCGGUCUUUUGUUCCCCACUGCACAAGCCCUGCGCGUGUUUGCUCCAGGACGCUGGGCUCGGGCGUAGAGGCGUGGCCGGGUGACUGUCCUGUGUCUUCCUUUCUGGCCCCCUGCCAAGCACCCAGAGGUGCUUUCAGCGGGCAGGGAGGCCCUAGCCGGCUCGACGCGGCACACCUGUGUCCUCAGAGGCUGGUCUCGACUCCAGGUGGGCCCCUGGGGAGAGCGUCGGGUACCCGCGCGAGGCUGUGGGACGCAGGCGGGGCGGGAACCAGUGUCUACAGGUGAGCUAUGUUUACAUGACACAGUGUGCCAAAGUGACUUACUGUGGUUGCGUUAUUUUUUUAGUCAUCGGGACGAUCCCACCCUCUCCCGUUUUUACAAGUACGGAUUCUUUUCCUAAGAGCCCUUUGAGCAAAGCGUGGCAAAGUGAGUCGUCUUCUCUGUGGUGGUCUUUUCUUAUGUCCUCAUAAACGCUAAAAACGAUGGUAUCUGUGAGUAUGUUUUGCAAACUCAAAAUAUAGUUUGGUAAAUUUUUUUUCCAGUUGAUUUUUAAAAAGAACUGCUGUACAGAGCUUGUACUUUGUCCAUUUUAUAGAUGGAAACCAUCCUCGAAAAUUGUUUAACUUAAAUAAAGAGAAGAUACUUUAUAGAUAA